Messenger RNA from Hirundo rustica (Barn swallow), 1518 nucleotides. It is a transcript of the gene TNNI1, whose product is annotated as troponin I1, slow skeletal type. Gene Ontology annotation, biological process: muscle contraction. The record is from RefSeq and is a predicted model, not a curated record. NCBI's taxonomy places the organism in Eukaryota, Metazoa, Chordata, Aves, Passeriformes, Hirundinidae. Gene Ontology annotation, cellular component: troponin complex.
AUGCCUGCAGAGGAGGGGAUUUGUGCUAUUUUUACCGACCACUUGCAGGCGGCGCUGGGAUUCAAUACCCCGCUCGGCUCCAGCCCCGGCAGAGCGCGGCUGUCCCAAGGCCAGGCGUCACCUCCCUCCUGCACAGCCAGGUAGGACACUGCCCCUGCCCCUGCCCCUGCCCCGUGGAACAGCACACGCCGCGAUGCCAGAGCCAGAAAAUCCAAGAUCACAGCCUCACGCAAACUCUUGUUGAAGAGUUUGAUGCUGGCCAAAGCCAAGGAGGAGUGGGAUCAGGAGAUUGUGGACAAGCAGGCGGAGAAGGAGAGGUACCUGUCUGAGAGGGUCACUCCGCUGCACACCAGUGGGCUCUCCUUGAGCCAGCUCCAGGACCUGUGCAGGGAGCUGCACGAGAAGGUGGAAAUUGUGGAUGAGGAGAGAUACGACAUUGAGGCGAAAUGCAACCAUAACACCCGGGAGAUCAAGGAUCUGAAAAUCAAAGUUCUUGAUCUCCGAGGGAAGUUCAAGCGCCCUCCCCUGCGCCGGGUUCGCGUCUCGGCCGAUGCCAUGCUCAGGGCUCUGCUGGGCUCCAAGCACAAGGUGUCCAUGGAUCUCAGGGCCAACCUGAAGUCUGUCAAGAAGGAGGACACGGAGAAGGAACGCCCCGUGGAAGUGGGCGACUGGCGCAAGAACGUGGAAGCCAUGUCGGGCAUGGAGGGGAGGAAGAAGAUGUUCGAUGCUGCCAAGUCCCCCACGGGGCAGUGAGAGGAGCACUGGGAAGAAGACCAUCCCCAUCCCUGCUGCCAGCCUGCCCUCACUGCUCCUCUGUCCCUUUGUUCCCUUCCCUGAAUUCCCACUGAGCUGAAACACAAGGACAACGGUGUGGGAAGGAGACCCGAGCUUCUUCCUUCCAGCAGUGCCCUCAGCCCCGCUCCUGCACAUUGUCCUCCCUCCAUCAGCCCAAGGGCCACUGGCCACCCACCCCUCCCAGCCCUCCAGAGACACCCCAGAGGCAGCUGCUGCUCCCCCAUUCCCCGUGCCUGGCGGCUCAGCCUGAGAUGUGUCACCCCGAGAUGUCCCUGUAUUAAAGGACGUGUCCUGGGCCGAGGUCGUGUGGGCUCAUCACUGGGAGAACUCUGCCCAGGGCCAGCUCACCCUGCAAUGUCCCCACUGGCACCCAGACACCGCACUCGGGGUCACACAGGCUUUGGGCUCAUCCCUUCCAGCCCCAGGCUGCUCCUCGUGUCCCAGCGGCUCUGCUGAGCCCCCAGGGCCUCAGGGGUGCAGCAGCUCCCCAGCCACCAGGCUGGGUGGAUAGACCUGCCUGUUCUCCAAGCCCACUUCUUCUCUGGUUUUGGAAAAGCCUUCAGAGCUCUGGACACCAACUCCUUCACCAGCUGGCCACCACAAGCACUGGAGCUGUGGCAAUUGGGCCAGCUCCAUUUCGAGGCUUAAUUCCAGAGCCAAAUCCAUAUUUCAGGCCAAACCACCCGUGCUUCCCCCCCAGCCCAACCAUUUCCUGUGUCACAG